AAGAUGAGUUGAGAAGAAGAUGAGUCACUCUGUGGAGAUUUAAGAACACACACUUUACUGCAGUAAAAGUACAAGUACUACAGGGUAAAAGUACUCAGAGUACCAGAGUAGAAGUACUCUGCUACAAGUUAAUGUCCUGUAUCUAAAAGCACUGACAUUGAAAUAUACUCUAAAGUAAAACUACUGACUCAGCUGAAGGACCCAUCACAGAGUGAUUAACAUGUUAUUAUAAUCAUUACUGAUUUAUUAUUAAUUAGCUUUAGUGAAGUUAAUGUGGUAUAAUGAAAUUAUAUCGCCAUCUUAGUUUUUAUUCUGUUUGUAGUUCCUGUCUCUUCAGGAGCGGUGGGAUUCAGAAGCAGAGUCAGAGUGAGACCUCUCUUCUUCCACAGAUAACUUUGAAAACUUCUCUCUCCCCGUUUACAACACUGCUGUUUGUCUGUGGAGACAAAACCACACCUGUUACCUGUCCUCUGUUACCUGUUCUUACCUGACGUGGUCUGAGGUGUGACUGCAGUGAACUGACCUCUGACCUGUUUGAGGGUUUAUCAUCUGUCCCUGGAGUUCUACGUGGGCCCUGCAGAACACCAUGAUCAGCCUGCGAUGAAGCCAUCUACCAGGAACCAGGAAGUCGACACAAAACACACUGAUAACACUCACUGUCCUCUGUGUGUGUGUGUGUGUGUGUGUAGCUGAGUUUGGACGUGGAGGAGCUGGAGGAGAUCGAGGAGGACGCUGGUCUCUGACUCACAUGCAGCUGAGUGAACAGAGCAGUUCACCUGCUGUGGUUCACACCUGUCCUGAUCAAACAUCUGUGUGGAGUCUGUGAGACGUUCAGAGUUCCUGUUGAUUUAAAAACUGUAAAUUAAAGCUGUGAGUUUGUGUGAGGUUCAGUUCAGGUGUUUCAGCCUGAAACUGCAGCUGCUUCAGUCUCACACAGAAACACAGACAUGAAACUGGGCGUCUGCUGCUUCAGUUUCAGGACUCUCUGACCUCUGACCUCUGGAUUCAGACUCAUCUAAGACUUGUUAGAAUAAAGGCGUGUGUUUAAAGACUCUUUAAAAUGAGUUGUUUCAGCUUCUUUUUCUAAUGAAAAGGAUUUUGAACUGUUCUGUGCUCAGUUUUAAUAAUUAUAUAAUAAUAAAAAAGAUGAAGCUGAACCAGUUUUUUAAAGUUAGAAAUGAAUGAAUUAAUAAAUGACAGCACAUCAAAGUGAAGUCUGCAGCUCAGGAGAUUGAUCUGAAUUCAUUCAUUAAACUUAUAUUGAAUUCAGUGGUUGUAAAAUAAUUAUUUUUUACAGUGUAAUGUUUUCACCUGGAUGACGCAGCUCAGGUGUCCAGCUGAUCUGAAGCUCUCACAGUUUCAGGAGGUGUUUCUGAAUGAACAGGAAGCUCCUCCCACAGCAGCGGCCGACAGGUGAGUCUCUGAGGCUCCGCCCCCUCACCCCAAGCUUUAUUUGGCACGGGAACAGGUGAGAGCUCAGACCGCAGGAGGAUCCUCAGACUCAGCUCAUCACAUCACAUCAGGUUGAAGCCGCUGAGGAGAAACAUGCUGCAGCUGAAUGAGACGGACUUUCACCUCCCGCUGUCCGAGUUUAGCUUCGAGCGACGCUUCGACGACAGAGGAGCGAUUCGGUGGAUGCAGGCGAACUGGAGUAAGUCGUUUGUGUUCAGCGCUCUGUACGCCGCCCUGGUGUUUGGAGGUCAGCACUACAUGAAGCCUCGGCCCAAGAUGAACCUGCGGCGGCCGCUCGUCCUCUGGUCGCUCAGCCUCGCUCUCUUCAGUAUCAUCGGUGCGGUUCGGACCGGCUCCUACAUGCUCCACAUUCUGAGCAGCAGCGGCUUCAGACGCUCCAUCUGUGAUCAGAGCUUCUACAGCGGACCGGUCAGCAAGUUCUGGGCCUACGCCUUCGUCCUCAGCAAAGCUCCAGAGCUCGGUGACACGGCGUUCAUCGUGCUCAGGAAGCAGAAGCUGCUCUUCCUGCACUGGUACCACCACAUCACCGUGCUGCUCUACUCCUGGUACUCCUACAAAGACAUGGUGGCCGGCGGCGGCUGGUUCAUGACCAUGAACUACGCUGUGCACGCGCUCAUGUACAGUUACUACGCGGCGCGAGCGGGCGGCGUGCGCGUGCCGCGCCCCUUCGCCGUGCUCAUCACCAGCGCUCAGAUCGCUCAGAUGGCCAUGGGGCUGACGGUGAGCGGGCUGGUGUACGGCUGGAUGCAGCAGGGAGACUGCCCCUCCCGCCUCGACAACAUCACCUGGGCCGCGCUCAUGUACCUCAGCUACCUGCUGCUCUUCUCCAACUUCUUCUACCAGACGUACCUGCGGCGCCACGCAGCCGACGCCAAGGCCCACAAGACCGAGUAGACGAGGACGAGGAGCAGAGUCUGGUCUCUGUCCACGACUGACAAACACACACAAACUUAAUCUAAUGUUUCUCAGAGUCCAGGAUGGAAACUCCUCUGACUGAGGCUCAGAGCUUCACAGCAGGUGUUAGGUACAGGUGGUACAGGUGGUACAGGUGGUACAGGUGUCUUCCUGUUUCUAACACACUGCAACAUGAACUCACUCCGUCCUUGAUCCUCAACACUGAUUAAAACCUAAACUAGUCUGAAAUGAUUUGAUUCUUCAGUCCAACAGGAAGUGAUAGCUCAGGUGUGUUCAGGUGUGUUCACAUGUAAAGCAGGUUUAUCUUUGUCUCCGCCCGUCCUCGUGUUCAUCACACCCACCAACACGCCCGUCACAUUCCUGCAGGCUGAUGAAACCAGACACUCCCGACCUCCUCAGACUGGUUGGACUGGUUCCUCCUCCCUCCUCCUCCCUCCUCCUCCCUCCCUGCUCAGGUGAGACAGGAGCCAAUCAGGAGGAGCUCAGCAGGUUUUAAUGUCACCGGGUGUCUGACACUGUUGUUGUUGUUGUUGUUGUUGUGCACAGAUUCUCACUGAGGUUCACAAACAUGUCGAGUGUUGGGAGGAGAUUUCAGCUCAUUGAUCGAUCGGUUAUUGAUCCUGUACAAACACAAACUGAUCAGGUGAUUUCUAAUGUGAUGAAUCAGCAGCAGAUCACCUCACCUGAUCAGCUGAAUCCAGAUGUUUCCCUGAACGUCAGUCAGAGGUUUUUUCAUCCUGAUGUUUUUAUUGUUGAACUGAAACGUUGACCUUCACCUCUGUAUUUAUUGAUUUGUAUUUGUAUUUAUUUGAUGGAUGAUGGCUCCUGAUCGGCAGCUGGACACGUCUCAUUUCACUUCAUCACCUCAGUUUAUUUGAACCCUGGAAAACACCUGGUGAACAUUCAUCACUGUUCAGUUUAUUUUCCUGUUUUAAACGUGUGAACGAGUCGACGGACGAAUCAGGAAGUUUCUGUUUCUCUGAAUCAGUUUGAAAAGACGACGAAAAACCGUCAGAUUCCAGUGUUUAAUUUAUUGUUUGAAAAAGUUUAAUAAACGUUUUUCACUAAAA
Molecule: messenger RNA, 3458 nt
Organism: Lates calcarifer (barramundi perch)
Lineage: Eukaryota; Metazoa; Chordata; Actinopteri; Centropomidae
Product: elongation of very long chain fatty acids protein 6
Exons: 6
Coding region: 1546-2367 (273 amino acids)
Biological process (GO): fatty acid elongation, saturated fatty acid; fatty acid elongation, monounsaturated fatty acid; sphingolipid biosynthetic process
Cellular component (GO): endoplasmic reticulum membrane; endoplasmic reticulum
Molecular function (GO): fatty acid elongase activity
Source: RefSeq, a predicted model, not a curated record